Molecule: messenger RNA, 1581 nt
Organism: Penicillium daleae
Lineage: Eukaryota; Fungi; Ascomycota; Eurotiomycetes; Eurotiales; Aspergillaceae
Product: SH3 domain protein
Exons: 3
Coding region: 1-1581 (526 amino acids)
Molecular function (GO): protein binding
Source: RefSeq, a predicted model, not a curated record
AUGUCGUCCUGCCUGUCCCUGUCGGGGUCGACAACCUGUUCAGCAUGGAGUGGCUCCAAGAUCUCGUACAAUUCCAGCCAAUAUUCGAGCUUUCCGUGGCUCGAUGGUGUUUCUAAUCUCACCUCAUUCGAUAAAGCUCUGAGCAACUACGUCGCAGACACAUAUGUCACUUCCAAAUAUGCCGAGCUGUUGGGCUGUGAGGGCCUGAAUACAAGCGCUUUGAAUGAUUAUUAUGCCCAGUAUACUACCAGUGUCAUCUGCAGCGGUCUCAUCCAGAGCUCCAAGGACGAUUGCAGCCUGUCUACCGCCCAAUCAGAACCACUCUGUGCCGAGACGUGUGCGCUCAUGGCCACGAGCGAGCAAGAGAUUAUGGUUAACAAGCAACUCUGCCCGAAGACCACCAAGGAUUACAUGAAACAAAUUCGUUCCGAUUUCACCAUCUGUGCCAACCCAGCCGACUCGCUAACCGGCAGCUGUGUGACUGGAUCCGACAACGAACCUGACAACUGUGGUUUCUCGUCCAACACAAUCGGCCUCUGCACCUACUGUGCCUCCAGCUCGCCCAACUCGACUGAUACGUGCUGUUCCGGUUCCAAUGCCACGAACCGCUGUAAUGGUGUUGUUAUUCCAAGCUCCACCGCGACUCUACAACCCAUCGUCACGACUACCGCCGCUGCUGGUACGGGUGCCGCCCACCGCGGUCUCUCAGGGGGUCAGAUUGCCGGCAUAGUGGUCGGAUCGGUUGCAGCAGCAGCCAUUAUUGGUGCACUUCUGGCUUUCCUCUUCAUCUGCACUCGACGUCGCCGCAAGUCGCAAACGGAUGCUGCACUUAAUCAACCCAACCCACAGCGCAAGGGUGCCUCCCCACCUAUGCAGCAGCCGGAAAGCCCAACAGGAUAUAAUAUGAUCCCCGGUGGCCGCGUUGCACGCAUGUCCGCCUUGCGUGAGGUUCCCACCUCCUCGCCAGCUUACUCUCGAACGUCUGCUGCGAUGUUCGGCGGUACCAAGUAUAGCGACUCGUCUGAUUCAGAAGUCAUGGGUGCCAGCCCCGGGGCCAUGUCUCGACGGAUUCCCCCAGUCACCGGGAAGAGACAUGGCUCGCUUUCGAGCAGCUCUGCCCUGGCUGGACUGGAUAGUGACAGCUCACCUCUGUCCGGCACUGCAAACCAAUACUCAUCUCCCGAGGGGGUGACCAGCGGCCAGUCCGAGCAGCUGUCAUACUUCCGGGACUACUACUCGCAAGACGACAUUCAACCCGGCGACAAGGUAGCUGCCCUGUGGGCUUACUCUCCCCGGGCAGGUGAUGAGUUCGAGCUGGAUCGCGGUGAGAUGUUGAAAGUGAUUGGUAUUUGGGACGAUGGCUGGGCCACGGGUGUGCGUCUCCCCGAGCGAGCUGAGGAUUAUGACAUCCGUCAUCGCGAGCAGCGUGAUAGUGGAGUCUCUAAUGGCUCGCAGCGGCCGGGUCCGUCACCGGCACCCUCCGGCGAGAUCAAGGCCUUCCCCUUGGUGUGCGUCUGCUUGCCACAGCACUGGCGGAAGAUCAUCGACGGUGGCGUCCAAGAGGACGAUGAUGAAGUCUAA